This is a messenger RNA of Phlebotomus argentipes, 2708 nucleotides long. Its product is annotated as zinc finger protein Gfi-1b-like. NCBI's taxonomy places the organism in Eukaryota, Metazoa, Arthropoda, Insecta, Diptera, Psychodidae. Gene Ontology annotation, biological process: regulation of transcription by RNA polymerase II. The transcript is spliced from 8 exons. Gene Ontology annotation, molecular function: RNA polymerase II cis-regulatory region sequence-specific DNA binding; DNA-binding transcription factor activity. The record is from RefSeq and is a predicted model, not a curated record. The coding region runs from base 232 to 1722 and encodes 496 amino acids. Gene Ontology annotation, cellular component: nucleus.
GAAAGUCUUGCCAAUCUCUGGCCACCCUCGCGCGAGCGGGACAGAGUGUCCGGGAGCCCGGCCAUGAUUUGUGCCAGUACCCGAAAUUUGUAGAAUAGUGUCAAUCAGAACCUCAGGCGAGUAGGUCACCUGUGCAAAAGGAGAGUAAGUGUGAAUUGCGCGUGCCACUCGUAGUGCGAAUUAUGGCAAUUUUUCUCCCAAAAUAAGUAAACUAGCAGAGAUUUUAUCAAGAUGGAAAUUGGAGAGUCUUCAGUGCAUUUACCACUUGAUUUUAGUGUUAGUGAGAAGAAUCAUUUCAACAGACAAUUGACUGAGAGCAAAUCUAUGAUGCUCACACAGCAAAAUGGUUCAACGUCAAGUGCUUUCAAAGUGGUCACGCCAAAAGGGAAAACCGACGUUCUCAAUGGCGGCGGAAUUCCACUCCUUUUCAAUGGAAACUUCAUGAAUCCCUACAGAUUUAUCAACCCCAUUGCCCCACGUGUAAUUGGAGCGGGAAUAACGGACCUGACAAAUGGCAGUGACAGUUCAAAGUGCAAAGAUGAAAUAAAAUUCGGCGUGAACCGUCUGGUGGAGCGAGUUGACUCUGAAGAUGAGGACAACAACAACAGCACGUAUCAUCACAAGACGCCACCAUCUGUUUGCGAUUCACCAUCGAACUUGAGCAUUGUGCGCAUUAAGUCGCGAUCGAGAAGUCGCUCAAAGUCACCAGAGGGAUCGAGGUCGAGAUCAAGUUCCCCAGAACUUGAAGUUGAUUCGCCUCCACCUCCCAGAAUCACUGAGUCGCCAACUACGGAGAUUUCAAGUCAGCUGGUGAAGAAGUCUGAGGCCUUCUCAGUCUCCGCCUUGCUUCGACAGGAUCAACCAAAAACCGCAAAAUCCCCAACAACCAUUUCCAAUACCUUCGACAUGCUGAGGCCUAACUAUCCGCCAAUGUACGAUCACAACAUGCUUUCCAGGCCCCUGUUCCACCCAUUUCCCUGGAUUGCAGCUGUAGCUUUGCAGCAAGGACAACAGGUCGCUAACUCACCUUCCAAUUACCAUCCCACUACCAGUGAGGAUUUCGUGAGAUUUCGCAACUUUAUGACCCAGAACGCCGCAGGCGCAGCCUCGGGAAACCACCUGAACUUCACCCAUCCCCAUCACGUGCACCACCAUCACUUCUUCAUGCGUCAGGGCAUGCCACCGCUCAUCGGUGACAUCUUCUCAUGCAUCAAGUGCGAGAAGAACUUCUCAACGGCACACGGACUUGAGGUUCACGCUCGAAGAUCCCACAAUGGCAAACGACCAUUUGCCUGCGAGCUGUGCAACAAGACCUUCGGCCAUGAAGUUAGUCUAAGUCAACACAGGGCUGUGCAUAAUGUAGAAAAGGUUUUCGAGUGCAAACAAUGCGGGAAAGCCUUUAAGAGAUCGAGUACCUUGUCAACACACCUCCUUAUUCACAGUGACACGAGGCCAUACCCGUGCUCCUUCUGUGGCAAGAGAUUCCACCAGAAGAGUGACAUGAAGAAGCACACUUACAUUCAUACUGGUGAAAAGCCACACAAAUGCCAAGUAUGUGGAAAAGCCUUCAGCCAGAGCUCCAACUUAAUUACCCACAGUCGAAAGCACACAGGAUAUAAGCCAUUUGCCUGUGAAUUGUGCCACAAAGCAUUCCAGCGGAAAGUCGAUUUGCGACGCCACAAGGAGACACAGCACACCGAACUAAGACCACUGGUCAACUAACCACCAGAAUGACUCAACUCCUGGACCAGGCCAAGACAAGGAGGACCGCCUCUCGCCCAGGAAACCAUCAAAUUCCACACAUUUUUCCCGCCACUCCUCAGCAAAACUGUGGAAGAAUUUUAAUUGUUACAAUUCUCUAUAUAUUGCUUCAUCUCGCAAGAGAAGAAAUGGCGAGGCGACAGUGAGAUUAUAUCCUUUAUUGUGGUGCUAUACUAAGAGAAAAUGUAUAAAAUCAUAGAGAAAACUCCUUCUUUCCCCUCAACAGUGUGGAGCCAAAAGCAAACCAUUCACUAAACCUAAGUCAAUUUAAGCCCCAGUGCAAUGAUUGUGAACCAAAAAGCGUGACAUUUUACGAGCGCACUUUCCCAUUAAAUGAAUGCGAAAUUCCACUAGGAAAUCACCAAAAAAGAAAGACAUACCGAAAGAAAGAAGAUACAUUUUACAGUGUUUUAAAGUGUACAUAAGUAUGAAUACCAAUAAGAUUUAAGGUUUAGCUAAAGAAACCAUAUAUGUAAUUAUGUACUUGAUCUUGCAAAAAUGAUCAUUCCCUUAAUUCACAUCUCAAAGUAUUCUCGAGAUUCCAUCAAACGCAUCUUUAUAGUGGAUAGAAUAAAUGUUUAAUCAAUAUACAUACACAUAUUAUUUAAUAGCUAGACAAAGACACAAUUCUUCUCCAAUUUUGUUAAACUAAAAAGUCUCUAGAGAUAUUUAAAAUCAUUUUGUAUGAGAAUAGCCAAAUAAAACUUAACUAGAGUGUAAUAAAAGUGUAAUUCUCCUAAGUAUGAAAACAAGAUGAAUACAGUAGUCAAAAUGUGAAGAACAUACACACACAGACACACAAUUUGGCAACUGUACAUACCAUUUUCCAAAGAUAAUUCAAUAUAAAAUCAUUGUAAAUUUAAUUGAAAAUACUGUUUAGGUGUAAAAGAUGAAAAUAUUGUCAAUGUUUUCUUUUUAAUAAAAAAAUACUAAGAAAAACACACCAA